GUGUGGGGGAGCGGUCCUGGAACGCUGUACUCGCUGGGUAAUUAAGCUCUUGACUGACAGCAGAGUGCCAAAAGGCGCAGACGCAUUCCGAUUGGCCAGGGCGCACUUUACAAUCUCCUCUUGUUUCCAAGCUCAGCGUAGGCAGAGCGCUUUUCCUCCUCAAACAUUCGCCUACAGAGGUACACGAAGGGGCUGAAACCAGGAGAGACUAUCCGCUGACUUCGUCCAAGCCUAGCUCGCUUCAGUUCAGCCCUACUUUAGAUUUUCUCCUGCUCCAUUACUCUGUUUCUACAUGAAGUGACUUCCAGAUCGCUUGUCUGAGCCGUGCCGAGCUGCAUUCCUUUCGAUGUUGCUAAACGGAAACAUGAAUUCUGCUCUCGGGUCUCUGGAGAGGGUGAUUCGGCUGGCUGUGACAGUGGCGCUCAUAUCAUCGUGUAGUGCGUCCGAGGACGAGUACGUCUGGAGGCCGGACACGUACAACGGCGGACGCAGCUACGGCAAGCCACCCCAGUGUGUGGACAUCCCGGAGGACUUGAGGCUCUGUCACAACGUAGGCUACAACCAGAUGUUGCUGCCCAGCCUUCUGGAGCAUGAAACCAUGGCCGAGGUGAAGCAGCAGGCCAGCAGCUGGGUGCCACUGGUGCACAAGAACUGUCAUCCGGGCACACAGGUCUUUCUCUGCUCGCUCUUUGCACCGGUGUGUUUGGAGAGGCCCAUUUAUCCGUGCCGCUGGCUCUGCGAGGCCGUGCGGGACAGCUGCACCCCCAUCAUGGAGGCUUUCGGUUUCCCCUGGCCGGAUAUGCUCACUUGUGACAAGUUUCCUCAAGGCGAUAUGUGCAUUUCCAUGAACGCCACUGAUGCCAGCAAUGCCACCAAGCCGACAGGUUACUCCCCCAUCUGUCCACCAUGUGACAAUGAAAUGAAAACAGAUGCCAUAAUGGAGCACAUGUGUGCCAGCGAGUUUGCAUUCAAAACCAAGAUCAAGGAGGUGAGACGAGAAAACAUGGACCGUAAAGUGAUCCUGCAGAAGAGGAAGAAGAUGUUGAAAACCGGGAACCUCAAGAAAAAAGACAUUAAGACACUGGUGCUGUACUUAAAGAACGGCGCAGACUGUCCCUGCCAGCAGCUUGAUAACUUGAGUAACCAGUAUCUCAUCAUGGGACGCAGGGUGGAUCAGCAGUACCUCCUCACAGGCAUACACAAGUGGGACAAGUCCAGCAACGAGUUCAAAAAGGCCGUCAAGAAGCUGAAAUCCUACAAAUGUCCUUCAUUUGACAACGUUUUCUAAAAAUGAGCCUACCUCCUCCACCACACACAGAAAACACUUCAUCCUUCAUACUUGUUGAAAUCCAAACAGAUGAUUCCUUUUUUCAUGUCUACACAAACACACAUAGCUUUGUAUUUUCAAAGUGUAUUUUAGCUGAAUAAGGCGAGUGAGAUGCUUCAGAAAGGUUCUUUUUUUCUUUCUUCUGCUUAAGACGAGAACAUUAUUCUCAAUAAUCCAGUCGACUCCAUGUAAGUAGACACUCUGUUUCAGUCUCAUACUGUUGAUUCUGUUUGAAUGAAUGUUUGGAAUUUUUUUGUAAAACACUUCCAUUUUAUUACUUCAAUAAAUUAAAUAUAUUUGAA
Molecule: messenger RNA, 1629 nt
Organism: Cheilinus undulatus (humphead wrasse)
Lineage: Eukaryota; Metazoa; Chordata; Actinopteri; Labriformes; Labridae
Gene: sfrp1a
Product: secreted frizzled-related protein 1a
Exons: 3
Coding region: 347-1288 (313 amino acids)
Biological process (GO): negative regulation of canonical Wnt signaling pathway; canonical Wnt signaling pathway; non-canonical Wnt signaling pathway
Molecular function (GO): Wnt-protein binding
Source: RefSeq, a predicted model, not a curated record